Messenger RNA from Prunus armeniaca (apricot), 207 nucleotides. The record is from the annotation of a GenBank genome assembly. NCBI's taxonomy places the organism in Eukaryota, Viridiplantae, Streptophyta, Magnoliopsida, Rosales, Rosaceae.
AUGGGCAUAGGUAGAAAGAGGUCAGUGAAAGACCCAGAAGCGGGUUUUGGAGAAAAUGAUGGGGGUGGUGAUAGAGGUAGAAAGAAAUGCCAAAUGGGUUCUGAGAAUCGGACUGGGAGUGAUGAGAAAUGGGGUCCAAUGGGUCUGGGGAAUGAGAAAGUUUAUGUCUUUAGUGAGUUGGAUUACUUGCUUGAUCUAUCUUAUUGA